CCCCGCCGGCCGCAGCAGCCCCCGCGCCCGCACCCGCCCCACGGCGCCGCCGCGGGGGCCGCCCGCCCGCCCGGUCGGGGGGCGUCGGCUCGCUGCCCCGCCGAGGCGUACCACACGACAGAAAUCAUGUCGGAGGGCGCCGCGGCCGGGGUCCAGCAGCUCCGGGACAAGCUCCUCGGGCUGAUGGAGCAGACCAACCGGACUUCGCAGGCCCAGCAGACGGAGUUCCUGGGCAACUACAUCUCGAAGUGGAGCGCCGGCAAACAGAGCAUGACCUUCAAGCAGUUCGUGAGCUCGCUGCAGAGUCUGAACAUGCCGACGGAUGGCGCUCAGGAGGUGUUUGCUGCUCUCGACCGCGACGGGAGUGGCGCAGUCCACAUCCAGGAGUUCUGCGCCGCGAUCUUCGACGGCAGGCCGGGCGGCGGCUACGCGAGCGCCACUGCUGGCCCGAUGCGCAGCGGCCGCAGCGACCGAUCAGGCGCUGCGAUGCGCACCGUGGGCAGCGCCAUCCUCGGCGGCUCGGGGACCCAGCUGGCGGGCGUGCCCGAGGCCUCGGCGCUGAAGUCCGCGCUGGACCCGCAGUCGCGCUUGGCGCCAGCGCCGCCGCGGAUGACGGGCUCCGCCCGGGCGACGCCCUCGGGGUCGCGGAGGGGCUCGCAGCAGCCCAGUGCGCGCAUGGGCUCCAGCGGCCGCGGCGGGGCACCAGGCCGGCCCGCGCCGCCGCCGCCGCGCGCGGACGCCUGCCAGAUCGACAUGUCCGAGCUCCUCCUUGAGUCGUUCCGCCAGGUCGUCCUCACGCGCGGCGGCUCCGGCGGCAUCCACUCGCUGGGGCGCAUCUUCAAGAGCAUGGACAGCGACCGGAAUCGGAAGGUCACGGCGGAGGAGCUCGAAGCGGGCCUCGGCCACUUCGGGCUGUCCAUGGCCUUCCGCGACGUGCUGCUGCUCCUGAACGCCAUGGACAAGGAGGGGAACGGCACGCUCAGUUUCGACGAGUUCAUGAACGCUGUUCGCGGCGGUAUCAACAAGAGGCGGAAGAACCUCAUCCUCAUGGCCUUCGACGUGCUGGACAAGACGAAGAACGGAGUCAUUGAGAUGGACGACGUUGCGCAGGCGUUCCGACCUGCGGGGCACGCUGAGGUGAUGGCUGGGGCCAUGGGCGAGUCAGAGGCGCUGAAGCAUUUCCUGGGUCAGUUCGACAGCAUCAACAAAGACGGCGUCGUGACGAAAGAGGAGUUUAUUGAGUAUCCACCAGCCUGCGAAGACGACGAUUACUUCGAGCUGAUGAUCCGGAACGCUUGGCACAUCCCUGGAGGCUCAGGCUGGUGCGAGAACACGUCGAACACCCGCAUCCUGUGCACGUUCGCAAAUGGGGUCCAGAAGGUGGUCAUGAUCGAGGACGACGACCUCGGUCUCAACCUGAAGGACAGGGCCGCCGUGCUGGACAGGCUGAAGAAGCAGGGCGUCAGCAACGUCGUGGAGUUCAGCCUCGGCGGGGCCAUGUGA
Molecule: messenger RNA, 1503 nt
Organism: Prorocentrum cordatum
Lineage: Eukaryota; Dinophyceae; Prorocentrales; Prorocentraceae
Source: the annotation of a GenBank genome assembly